AUGCUGAUUUUUACGGUGACAGGAAGGCAACAAGACGGGCCCAACAGUCUUUCCCAGAAGUCCGACGCCCAAACCAAAGUCAAUAGUGCCUGGUAUAAAAGCAACAUCAGUACUAAUGUAUACCCCGCGGCAGGUGCAUCCAAGCGAACUGUCUGUAACUUUAUGACAGCAACAUUACCUCUACCUACAUUAACCUGUGUUGACGUUGACCUGUGA
Molecule: messenger RNA, 216 nt
Organism: Neurospora hispaniola
Lineage: Eukaryota; Fungi; Ascomycota; Sordariomycetes; Sordariales; Sordariaceae
Exons: 1
Coding region: 1-216 (71 amino acids)
Source: RefSeq, a predicted model, not a curated record